Messenger RNA from Anastrepha obliqua, 2713 nucleotides. RefSeq names its product ras-related protein Rab-11A (gene Rab11). Gene Ontology annotation, biological process: exocytosis. The coding region runs from base 682 to 1323 and encodes 213 amino acids. NCBI's taxonomy places the organism in Eukaryota, Metazoa, Arthropoda, Insecta, Diptera, Tephritidae. The transcript is spliced from 4 exons. The record is from RefSeq and is a predicted model, not a curated record. Gene Ontology annotation, molecular function: GTPase activity; GTP binding. Gene Ontology annotation, cellular component: recycling endosome.
GAAGAAGAUAUUUUCUUGUGUCGUCGAUGUAGUUAUCGCGUAAAAAGGUGAUUAAUUUUUUAAAAUCUAGAAGAGCACAACGAAACCUUUUAAUUCUCCUGAAAUAUUCAAGAUAAUAUUUAUGAAAGAACUGAAGUGUAGGAAUUAUAGUGGAGCGGUAUUUUAAAGUGUAGUUUAGAAAAUUCUACAAAGUUUUGGGUGAAUUUCGUUGAAAUUAAAGUGGCAGGAGGAACACUAAACAAAGGAAAAUUUAUGAUUAGUAGAAGCGACAACCUCGAAAUCAGUAGAAAGUCACCGCCCCGUCACUUUUUCUAAUUUAAUAUAUUCUUUUUUCUUUCACUGCGUUUACGGCCGUCUUUGUCGUCACUGUCACCCAUCCGUUGGACCACCGUUGUACCACAUUGAGUUCGCUGCUGUCAUAUGUGUUUGUGUAUUUCGUCGUAUUUUGGUGAAUAAUCGUUGAUUUUUUACUACUAUAAAAAGUAGCUUUGAGAAAGAGUAGUGAAACAUACACAAACAGCAUACAGAAGAAGAGACUUAAAAAACCACGAUAAAGAAAUUGCAAGAAUACCGAAGAGUAUUGAGAAAAAAGAAGUGGAUCAACAAAAAGGAUAGACGCAGUCACCCAAUUACACAGCAAAUUACCUCCAAUUAUAGUUGAAAAACAAUUCACAACCGAACAUGGGUACAAGGGAGGACGAAUACGAUUAUUUAUUCAAAGUUGUGCUGAUUGGUGAUUCCGGUGUCGGCAAAAGUAAUCUACUUUCCCGCUUCACGCGCAAUGAAUUCAACUUGGAGUCGAAGUCGACAAUUGGAGUUGAAUUUGCAACACGCAGCAUAGAGGUGGAUGGCAAAACGAUUAAAGCGCAGAUAUGGGAUACAGCCGGUCAAGAGCGAUAUCGAGCCAUUACGUCUGCAUACUAUCGCGGAGCUGUUGGGGCACUGCUCGUCUAUGACAUUGCCAAACAUUUGACGUACGAGAAUGUGGAGCGGUGGUUGCGAGAGUUGCGUGAUCAUGCCGAUCAGAAUAUUGUUAUUAUGCUUGUUGGCAACAAGUCCGAUUUGCGGCAUUUGCGUUCUGUGCCCACGGAUGAAGCGAAACUCUUUGCAGAACGCAAUGGGCUAAGUUUCAUUGAAACGUCUGCACUGGAUUCGACGAACGUCGAGACUGCAUUCCAAAAUAUACUCACAGAAAUUUAUCGAAUCGUAUCACAGAAGCAAAUCAGAGACCCACCCGAAGGUGAUGUUAUUCGUCCAAAUGUGGAGCCCAUCGAUGUAAAGCCGACUGUUACGGCUGAUGUUCGUAAGCAGUGCUGUCAGUGACCGCCUUAUGCACGUCCUGCAUUACUUUUAAACGUCAUCUAUGCAUAAAUAACAACAACCAACAAUACUUCAAUAAACUACGAUCACGAUUCCCCAAACAAAUCAAAAUCAAUUCCAAACUACAAAACCAUGGCAACAAAAAAAGCAGAAACAAUUAAAUAGAUAAAAAGCAGCUUAAACGAUUAUUAAUAUUAUAGUAAAUGGCAAGAAAACAAUUGAAACAGAAAAAAUAUAUAACUGCAUUGAACAUUUUUUAGAAGGAAGAUUAAUAACAUACAUAUGUAAUUAUGAUUUCAAAACUCUCAAAUGAAAUGAAAACUGAUAUCUUCUCAACGCUAUCUACAAGAAUAAUUUUCCCCGUUUUCGUAUUUCCUUAAUAAGGCGUAGUCCCCCUAAAAAAUCCCACAAAAUAUACCUUAAAACCGCUGCCAAAAAGAAACAUAAAUGAGUAUUGUAUUGGUGAGAGCUUUAUUUGUACACUUUGCCUGUUUCCAAUCGCCCAGCCAUUAUCAUGACCACCGCCUCUCCAAUGGUUUCUUGUGCUCGUAUAGUCGUUAAGUUCAAACUAGAGCGUUUUUAAAUAUUUCUUCUCAAUUGAGCUUUAUGAAUCUGUUCGAUAAAUUGAAAUACACUUUUUUUUAUAAACAUUUUUUACAUUUGACUUAAAGGAAAAGCGACCAAGAUUAGAUGCUGAGGAAAUUAAGAAAACUAUUCCAUCUUGUUUUAUUAAAAAAAAAAAAGUAAAUGCUUUAGUGAAAACAAAUUAAAAGCAACAAAACAAACGCAAAAGCAAAAAAAAAACUAAGUUAAUUUAAAUAUUAAUUAUAAGUAAGGGCAACUUACGCAAGAGAAAAACGCGAACAAUUGAAUAUUCUGCUUUUUUAAUUAUAAAACAACAAUCAAAUUUAAAAUAAAUGAUGUUUUAUAUAAAAUUAUAAAUUAUGAAGUAAUCAAAAAUCGUUCGAAGACCAAUACACGCCAUGAGCAAUGCAUAAGGAUGGGCUUGAAGAGUAAGUAGAGGACUGGCAGUUGUAGUUCCGUAUAUAUGGAAUGAAAAACUAUUUAAAGAACCGGCACUCAGCGUAUGACUAGAGAAUUCAUCAUUUAUUGAUCUGGUGUGCAAAGCAAUAGGAAGUUUGUAGCGAAGCUAAUGGGAAAAAAAUGAAAAUGCGUAGCAAAUCGUAAAACGUAUAUGAAUUAAGCAAAGGAAAGCGAGAAGACAUCUAACAACAGCCAGUUGUAAAUUAUUGAUGAUUAUAAUAUUAAUGAGAAGAAAUAUAAUUAAUCGAUUGAUUGAUUAAUGCAAUUACAUUGUGUUUUGCUAUAUUUACCUAUGUUAAGUGUAUCUCAAUAAAUAUAAUACAAAACAAAUAAAAACAAGAAAAAUGUA